AUGGCCACACUGGUUCGUGUAGCAGUUCUUCUUCUUUUGGGCUACGGGCUGGUCUUGUUGCUCGGCCCAAGCACCGGACGUCAUUAUCACCCGGUUCUUGAGGCCCAGCGACGCGAGCAGCAGCAGCAGCAGCAGCAGCAGCAGCAGCAGCCAGAGCAACCGCUCUUGCCGCAGCAGACGGACCGCUCAGUCCUUUCACCUGAUAAAUCUGAUGAUCCCGACGCGCCACGCUUCCAGGGUGGACCGCCCAGCGCCGAGGCCAUGGCUGGCGUUGAGGAUGCCCGAAAGUGGAAGUACCCCAUCCAGCUGGAUCUGGACCUUCCAGAUCACUUGCGCAAUCAGCCCGUGUUCCAGGACGACAACGCCAUGUUUCGUCAGUAUGGUUUCAACCUUCGCAAGAGCAACGAACUGCCGUUGGCGAGAGAGAUUCCCGAUCGACGUAAUCCGGCUUGUGCCAAUGCCAAAUACCCGGCCAACAUGCCCCGCACCUCUGUCAUUAUCAUUUUCUUUAACGAAGCCCUCAGCACUUUGCUGCGCAACGUGAUGAGCGUCUUGAACAACAGCCCUGUGGAUCUUCUGGGCGAGAUUAUCCUGGUUGAUGACAAUUCCACCCUCGAGGAUCUCAAGUAUUUGCCACAACAUCUAGCCAAGCUACCCAAGAACAUCAAGCUUGUGCGGCGGAAGGUGCACAACGGCAUUGUCGGGGCGCGGGUCCGAGGUGCCCGUGAAGCCAGCUUUCCCAUCAUCGCCUUUAUCGAUUCGCACGCCGAGGUCAUGCCAGGCUGGUUGGAACCUCUCACUUGGCGCAUUCACCAGAACCGCAAGACAGUUGUCAUUCCCACAAUCAGGCCCAUCGAGCUACACUCGCUCGGUGUCAGCUCUCACACCUAUUCCCCAUCCCGUGGCAGCUUCAAUUGGCGCAUGUCCUUCACCCAUGCGGGUAUCAGUCCAGAGCGAGACAUGCUGCCUUUUGGCCUCGACACGCCGCGAGGAAUCACCGAUGUGGUGCGCACACCAGUCAUGCCCGGAGGCAUCUUUGCCAUGGAUCGACUUUGGUUCCACGAACUGGGCGAAUACGAUCCAGAGAUUCUGUACUAUGGCGGAGAGCACCUCGAGCUCUCCUUCCGCGUCUGGAUGUGUGGCGGCAGCAUGGAGUCGGUUCCUUGCUCGGGUGUGGGUCAUAUUUAUCGCAAUUUCGAUCGCUUUGCAGUAGAUCCGCUGCUGGAGAAGGGGCGCAUUGGCCACAUUUUGGACCGCAACGAUCUGCGCGUCGCAGAGGCUUGGAUGGACGAGUACAAGCAGAUCGUGAUGGACACCCGCGGCUUUGAGGGCGUGGAUCCCGGAGACCUGUCCGAUCGGAAAGCCAUCCGUGAUCGCCUUCAGUGCAAGAGCUUCAAGUGGUACCUGGACAACGUCCAUCCCGACUUGUACGUUCCGGACCUUCACCCCAAGAUGGCGGGUGUCAUUGCCGAUCCCCAGAAACGCCAAUGUAUCGACAACAUGCAGCAUGAUCGCGGAGGCCCUGUCGGCGUAUACGGCUGCCAUGGGCUCACAACUCAGAGGUGGCGCCUGAUGGAGGAUGGCGUUAUCGCCAAUGGCGUAUCUUGUCUCAACUAUGCGCUUCAUCGCAUGCAGCCCUGUUCGCACGGUCAAGAAUGGGAUUUCAUCAAGGAAGCCAAGCAACUGCGUUCACGGCGUUGGGGCGGCUGUCUCACUCGCAUCAAAGACCGUGCCAUCUUGCAAACUUGCAAUUCGGAGGACACUCGUCAAAAGUGGUACAUGAGCGAGCAGGAUGGCAAGGUGGCUGUCGCAUCGAGUCACGACAAGUGUUUGAGCCGCAUUGACCACCGUGGCGAAGCCAUGGGCGUUGGCUCAUGUACUGCCGAUGUGAGUGUCGCCGUUCAGCCGGGGCUGCACGGCUACCAGGCUGCCAACCGUGCCAAGCCCACUCACAUGUUUUGCUUGAUUGCACGAACAACUGCCAUUUUGAGUAGGCGAUUGUCUACGAGGCCGGCCAACUCCGGAGUGGCACAAUGUGCGCACUUUCCAUCGACAGCAUCCAUCAAUCAGGCUGUGGUGACGCACCUGGCACCCAGCUUUGGGAGUUGA
Messenger RNA from Monosiga brevicollis MX1, 2109 nucleotides. RefSeq lists its product as uncharacterized. Lineage: Eukaryota; Choanoflagellata; Craspedida; Salpingoecidae. Gene Ontology annotation, cellular component: Golgi apparatus. The record is from RefSeq and is a predicted model, not a curated record. The transcript is spliced from 9 exons. The coding region runs from base 1 to 2109 and encodes 702 amino acids.